GCAGCAGCAGCCGCCGCCUCCGUCCGUCCGUCCGUCUCUCUCUCUCUCUCUUCUUCUCUUGUCAGUCUCGCGCCUCCUCCUCCUCCUCAUACGCAGCAGCAAGCAGCCAAGCAUGGAGACGCCCCUCUCCAGCAGGAGGAUCACCCGCUCCAUGGCCAAGGCCUCCGCCGCCGCCCCCGACGCCACGUCCACGGCCCACCCGCCGCGCCCCGCCCUGCACGACAUCACCAACGACUCCCCCAUCGUCGGCCUCGCCUCCUCGGGCCUCCGCACGCCGGCCUCCACCGCCGCCAAGGCCCGCCCCACCAGGGCCUCCCGCCGCACCCCCGGAUCCGGCGAGGCACUCCUCCGCGGCCAGGUCAAGACGCUCCUCCAGAAGGUCCACCACGACGCCUCCUCCUCCUCCUCCUGCGCCGCAGCCGCUCCUCCCUCCCCCAACAUCCUCCGCAUCCACGCGCCCAUCGGUCUCGCCAGGUCGCCCGCCCACCUCCUCGCCCCCACGCCGGCCAACACGCCGCACCUCACCGCCGCCGCCCCUCACGCCUUCACCAUGACGGUGCCAUGCGUCCUCGAGGAGGAGUUGCUUUCCAAGCUGCAGGUCAUUGCAGAUGCCCUGCCGCCACCUCCAGCUCAGGCGGAGGAGAACCACCUUGGAGAGUGCAACCGUGCACUGGUGUUCGACGACUCCCCCGGGAAAUCGGACCUGUCCAAUGCUGCCUCGGUGCUCUCGUCGUCGUCCCUCUCGUUCCAGGACAGCAGCAGCACCGACAGAUCACCGGACGACGACAGCUCAUCGGCUUGGUCAAUCCAGGUCAAUGCCAGCUCCGAGAAGGGCGACGAGGACACGUUCACUGAUCAAGACCCAGAGGAGGAGGAGGAGGAGUGGCUAACAGAAGAUGAUGAUGAUGAUGAGUGCUUUGAUGAUCUGUGUGAGGGGAUGAGCAAGAUGUCUGUGUUUGACGAUGAGGAGGAGGAGGACAAGAAGGCUGGGCUGCCUGCGUUUCAGGGGAAGCACACCAGGUUCAUCUACGACAGCGACGGCGAGAUGGAGAGGGAGGACGUGGCGCAUGUGCCGGUGGAGAACUGCACCAUGGUUCUGAGGGGCCUGCCGGUGCCGGAGGGGAAGCAUCUCCGCUUCCACGAGGUGGAGGAGGAUGAGGAAUAGAAUGACAUUGCUACCAGUGAUACACUUCGCAUCCAAGCAACAAAAACAACAUUGCUACUAUAGUAGCUUCUUCUUUUUCUUUUCAUCUGGACAGACACAUUGAUUCAGUCUACUGCAAUAUAAUGCCUUCUGUGUUUCGCUUCAUGUUUCAGUUCUUCUGAAUGCCUUUUGAAUGUUACAACUGAAUAAUGCAAUGCAAUGCAAAUAUGCAAUGUUCCAUUA
Oryza sativa Japonica Group (Japanese rice) is the source of this 1387-nucleotide messenger RNA. RefSeq lists its product as uncharacterized. Lineage: Eukaryota; Viridiplantae; Streptophyta; Magnoliopsida; Poales; Poaceae. The record is from RefSeq and is a predicted model, not a curated record.